Molecule: messenger RNA, 1078 nt
Organism: Cuscuta epithymum
Lineage: Eukaryota; Viridiplantae; Streptophyta; Magnoliopsida; Solanales; Convolvulaceae
Source: the annotation of a GenBank genome assembly
CCAAAACUUACCCUAUAAAUGCCGGCAUUACCAUAUAAUUUACCCUGCCCCCAUAAGUCCAAUUUGUGUUGUCUCUGCUCCGAGGCCAUGGCGGCAACCAACCCCCAAUGCCUAUCUUCAAUCGAGUCCGUGUUGAAGAAACCAACACUCGAUCAUGAUGAUUAUCAAUGUGAGGUGGAAAGUUCCGAGACUUGGGAGUGCAUCGAUCGAACGACGAAUGCCAAAUCCGAAGAUGAAGAAUCCGACGGUGGCGACAUUACAGAAAUAAAACCCAAAGAUUACCAAGAUGGACUCUAUGUUGAAAUCUGCAACUCAGCUCUUGCUUACUAUAUGGAUAAGCAUCCAGGAGAAUGUUAUGAGUUCAAGAGCAUGAAAAGGGGAUAUUGGUGGAUUGUUUGGUCAACUGCGACUUAUGAGCUGGUAUUUUGUGCUGAAAAUCUGAACAUGGAUGAUAAACCUCUACAAAACUUCAGGGCCAGUGUUUCUUGUCAUCAUUGGAGGGGGCCUGAAGUUCGCCAAAUAGAUAAAUGUGUGCUACUCAAGGAUGGAGUUGAGCAGUUUGAGGAAGUGGAUAACUUUAGCGUUAGUAUGCCAGAAAUUCCGCUUGAAGAGCUUCAGAAAAGAGGAAGAGAAUAUGAAAAUGCAGUUGAAAUGUGCAGAUUGGCUCUUCAAGAUUACCAAUCUAACCAUCCCGAAGAAUGCUAUGAGUUUGUGAGCCUGAAGAAGGUGAAACGUUGUCUCAAUCAUGGUUUUGAGUACAAACUUGUAUUUCUUGCCAAAAACAUGACUCUUUAUGACAAUCCUCUGGCAACCUUUCAAGCCUUGGGUGAUCACCUCGUGCGAGCUGUUGAAACACUUGACUGCAAGAUCCUUGAAUAGGGUUAUAGUAUGGUAACCCGCACUGGCAGAAUACUUAUCUAGUAGUCUAUGUUUACUAAGUAGUGUUCAACACUGUAAUCUCAGGACUUGGUGUGGCAUUCUGUCAUUGUUGGAACUCUGAUGCCUGUUAAAAGUUCAGGUGGCUAUCUUAGGAUGUUUCUACAGUUUUUAAUCAGUGGAAUUAUGUCUGUUGUGUUCA